AUGAGUCGGGGAGUUCCGCUGCUGCUGGGCGCUCGGGCGGUGGAGGAGCAUUUCCCCCCCGCCGGCCUGCUCCUCCCGGCCUUGGAAGGCGCCCUGGCCGACUUCUCCCGCGGCCCGGAGGGAGGCGUCGUCCAGCCGGUGCGCACUGUGGUCCCCAUCCAGAAGUACAGCGGGUUCUUGGGAGUCAUGCCUGCAUACAGUGAAAAGGACGACGCAUUGACCACCAAGUUGGUGACCUUUUACGAGCACCUGAAGGACCCUUCUGUUCCUUCGCACCAAGCGACAGUGCUGUUACUGGAUCCAACCAACGGGACUCUAAAAGCGGUCAUGGACGGCAGCGUCAUCACAGCGAAGCGAACAGCCGCGGUGUCUGCAAUAGCCACCAAGCUUUUGAUGCCGGCUGGUUCUGAAGUUCUCUGUAUCCUCGGGGCUGGCGUUCAAGCCCGUAGCCAUUACGAGAUCUUCAUGGAGCUGUUUUCAUUUAAGGAGGUGAGGGUGUGGAAUCGCACGAAAGAGAAUGCCGAGAAAUUUGCCCGCUCGACGGCUGGGCCCGUACAGGUCUGUUCAACCGUCCGGGAGGCGGUCGAGGGGGCAGAUGUGAUUGUCACCGUCACGAUGGCAACGGAACCGAUUUUACAUGGAGAAUGGGUGAAAGUUGGGGCCCAUAUCAAUGCUGUCGGAGCGAGCCGGCCGGACUGGCGGGAGCUGGAUGAUGCCGCGAUGAGGAACUCUGUCCUCUACGUGGAUUCCAAAGAGGCUGCUCUGCGCGAAUCCGGAGAUGUCAUUUUAUCCGGGGCGAAGAUUUUUGCCGAGCUGGGCGAGGUGUUGCUGGGAAUGAAGCCGGCUCUGCGUGAGCAGACGACUGUGUUCAAAUCCCUGGGGAUGGCGAUUGAAGACACGGUGGCUGCGAAGAUGGUCUUUGAUUCCUGGUCGGCCAGCUGCUGAAUGGAAGAGCUUUCAGG
Molecule: messenger RNA, 962 nt
Organism: Euleptes europaea (tarantolino)
Lineage: Eukaryota; Metazoa; Chordata; Lepidosauria; Squamata; Sphaerodactylidae
Gene: CRYM
Product: crystallin mu
Exons: 8
Coding region: 1-945 (314 amino acids)
Biological process (GO): thyroid hormone metabolic process
Cellular component (GO): cytoplasm
Molecular function (GO): thyroid hormone binding
Source: RefSeq, a predicted model, not a curated record